Messenger RNA from Schistosoma margrebowiei, 2055 nucleotides. NCBI's taxonomy places the organism in Eukaryota, Metazoa, Platyhelminthes, Trematoda, Strigeidida, Schistosomatidae. The record is from the annotation of a GenBank genome assembly.
UGAUGACUCGUUUUUGGCCUUUGAGCUCGCCUGUUAUGUACUCUGAGUUGUUCUGAUCCGUUGUGAAGGAAAAGAUAUAGUACCUUCAGAUCUAAAACCAUUUUUAACAGUUCUAUGCAUCAGAAUCAGAUUACCUCUGUAUCUGCAGCAAGGCAAAGUAAAGAAGUCAAACUUCUCAAGCCAUUGUAUGUGUGAAUUCUGCAGAUGUACCAAAUUCCUGUUUAUCUAGAAAUCAUUACAUUACAAUAAAUAAAAUGAAUCGUUAUUCAACAAUCUACAGUUCAAGCUAUCGUCCUUUUGAUGAAAAUCGACGGACAAAUGUAAUUAAUAAAGCUACCAUCCCCCCUCCGCCUCAGUCAUCCACAAUUUUACCACAUCAAAAUAUGAAUGGCACAAGCCUGUCAUAUGUAAGUCAAACGUGGGCUUCCGAUUCCAAUAAUCAUUCAACAAUUACAACUGGCACAAGUAAUACAAAUUACACCCACGCCUCCCCAUAUAUUACUUGUAUUAAUAAUCGUUUAGUAAAUAACAGUACAACAAAUCAGACAGCAAAUAGUCUAAGUUUACGUCGUAAUAUGUGGGAUGAUUGUGAACCACCAAUUGGUGAUAAGCAAAGAUCAAAACUGUUAGAAUUUUAUAAUUCUGAUUUACCUGUUAGUAAUUUAUUAAAGACCAAUGAAAUUACAAAAGAUGACUACACCAACACACCCAAACGUAAUUUUAGUAGCACAUAUACCACAGUAGUAUCGGAUAAAUUAAAUCCCUGUUCAGUGAUUUCUGCUGCUGGUGCUUACGAGAGUAAUCGUGAUAAACAAACUACAUCUACUACUAUAACAAACACUACACAAACAGUGCAAAGUAAUUCAUCUUAUUGUCAAACAAGAUCAAAAACACCGUCAGUCACUCCAAUAUUGUUUAAUUCGUCAGAUAAAUCACAAAAAAGUUGUGAUACACUUACUAAAUCAGGAAAUUAUAAUUCUGCUAUUGGGAAUCGAAAUACUACUGUCACUCCACUUAUACCAUACAAUACUGUCUGUCAAAUAGAUUUUAUGCAAAUGUUCAGUCAAAUUGCACGCAUCAAUAAUCAUCUGUUUCUGAGUAGUUUAAAUGCUAUUACACCGGACAGAUUACGUCAACAUGGUAUUACAUUGUUAGUAUCUGCAAUGAUUGAUUCUCCACCGGUUCAUAUUCGUAAUGCUGUGAUGAAUACUAUUCAUGUCCCCGUUGAAGAUAUAGAGAGUGCAAAUUUACGUGUUCACUUUGAUAGAGUAUCCGAUCGAAUAGCUGCUGAAAAUCGGCGUGGUGGUAAAACAUUAAUACAUUGUAUGGCAGGUGUUUCACGUUCCAGUACACUUGUAUUAGCUUAUUUAAUGCGCCACACGAAUAUGAGUCUUGCUGAUGCUUAUCAACACGUGCGCAGUAUAAGACCAUGUAUUCAGCCAAAUCCCGGUUUUUGGCGACAAUUAUUAGAAUACGAAGAAAAACUACGCGGUAGUCGUUCGAUUCGUCUACUUCCAUCGCUUACUUAUAGUGGAACAUCAAAUGUGAAUUAUAAUACAAAUCGAUUAUACACGAAUAGUCCAAGGAAUAUCAUUGGCGGGUCAUCGUAUUCCGAUAUGUUUUCUAGAACAUCGAAUGAUUUAUUACCAAAUAAAUCAUUCACUUCAUUGUAUCCUAUGGAGAUAAUCAGUUGUCGUCAACCUCUUAGUUAAUUAAAUUGUGGAAAUGAAACAAUAUCUUAUGGAUUUUACAGUGACUAAAUAAAUUGCAUAUUGUGUUACGAAGCAUUUAAACUGAUAUUCUAUAGAGAUAUUCAUAUAUCGGAACAAACUCAUUCGUUUUUUCUGCUUCAAACAUUUAACAUUAUUCCACAUACGUAUACCGCUUUUCUCAAAUAUCUUACAUUUUGAGAAAAGUAGAAAACCAUUUGAUUUAUUCACUAUUAGUUUUAGUUUAUAUUAGUAUCAAAUUUCACUGAUGACCUUGUAUUCAUAUUACGCAUACACAGACACAUCUGCGCAUAUAUAUAUAUAUAUAUAUAUAUAUAUAUAUAUA